Acanthamoeba castellanii str. Neff is the source of this 4320-nucleotide messenger RNA. Its product is annotated as p53 inducible protein. NCBI's taxonomy places the organism in Eukaryota, Discosea, Longamoebia, Acanthamoebidae. Gene Ontology annotation, biological process: cell morphogenesis; regulation of actin filament polymerization; regulation of translation. Bases 1 to 4320 code for a protein of 1439 amino acids. The record is from RefSeq and is a predicted model, not a curated record. Gene Ontology annotation, molecular function: small GTPase binding; RNA 7-methylguanosine cap binding. Gene Ontology annotation, cellular component: SCAR complex. The transcript is spliced from 18 exons.
AUGGCGACGGUGGAGGAGCGGAUUAACGCUUUGGAGACCUUCGAUUUGGUUGAUGGGCAGCCCAACAUCGAAGGACCCACGUUUGCCGUGGCUUUCGAGUCCAUGAGCACCAACGGCUAUGGCCAUGUGGACAACAAGGCCUUCGAAACCAAAUGGACGGAGGAAAUCGACAAAGUGCGCCAGCUGCAAGAGAUUUUGCAGCGGGGGGACGCGUUCAUCAAAUUGGUCUACGCCUACCGGUCCUGCUUGAAGGCCAUUCCCCAGGUGAAAGCCCAAGAUGAUCCCAACAAGGGCACCAUUUAUGAAAAGACAUUCGAAGUGCUCGAGCCCGAGAUCAAGAAGCUAAAGGAUCUCAUGUACUUUAUGCGCGACACUGUCAAGCUGUUUGCCGACCACGUCAAAGUGCUGGCUGCCGCUCUCAACUCCGGAAAGAAGAAGCCCAGGCCCAUCUCUGAGAUCUACAUCCACAAGCUCGGACAGAUGCUCGACUUCUUCACCAUUAUGAACGCGCUGAAGAACAUGAAGGCCAGCCCUAACAACGAUUUUUCGUUCUUCAAGCGAACGAUUGGUUUCCUGCGCAAGCAGAUGACCAACGACGAGCAGGCCACAGAAAACCACUCCCUCUACCUGUUCCUCGCGCCCCAGAACUCCAUCACAAUGAACCUCAAGACCGAGCUGCAGCAAAUCAACGGGUUUGACGACGUCUUGGCUCUGGUGGUGAACCAGUGCGCGCGGUACUUCGAGGAUAACAUGUGCCUCGUGCCGCAGGAGAAGCACUCGCUGCUCCGUGCGAUGUCCUACGGCCUCUACCUCAUGGACGGCGACAACGAAAAGCUCAACGUCUUCAAGAGCAAGAAGAUCUCCCUGUCGCCCUUCCAGAAGUUCUUCAAGAAAUACCCGAUCGUGCCUCUGUACGGUGACAUGCAGUUCUCGCUGGAGCAGACCAUCAAGAGCUGCCCCCACUACGACGAGAAGACAUGGGGCCUCCCGCUCGAGGACAGGAAGCUGGCUGUGGAGUACGAAAUCCAGGGCCAGAUCGACUCCAUCCGAACCGAGUACAACAUGUACCUCGCCAAGUUCACCAGCAUGAUCCACCAGAUCAACGCGUGGCGCCAGAACAGCAGGGGCGCCAAGUACAUGCCGGAGGCCGACAACAAGGCGCACUACACCACCAUCUUGGAGGGCCUGCGACUGCUCUCCGACUGGUCGGGCAAGGUGCUGCUCCAGAGCGCGUGGAAGUACGCCCACCCCAACACCAACGACAAGCUCGGAGGCGAGGAGGUGAAGAAGUACGAGCGCGUGGUCAAGCACAACUACACCGACGAGGAGCGCUUCGCGCUCGUGGAGAUCAUCGCCUGCUUGAAGGGCCUUGCGGCGGUCAUGCUGCGCAACGACGGCCUCCUCUCGCCCAUCAUCCGCACCCACAUUCACACCGAACUCCAGGACUUUGUCCAGGUUCACCUUCGCGAGAUGAUCGCCUUUGCCUCGAAGAAGAAGAAGGCCGUCCGUGAGGAGCUCCUCCAGCUGAGGACCAUGGCCGCCGACUGGAAGGGAGGGCAGGAGCCAGACGACCCGGCGCUGUUCGGCAAGAAGGUGAAGACGAGCAAGACCACCACCGGCUCGGACGUGCCGGAGCGGGCCGUGGGUCCCUCGCAGACCCAGCUCGACCUCAUCCGCACGAUCGUGUACGGCCUGGUGGCCCAUCGCUACCUGGACAAGAAGCUCGAGUACUCGGACAAGGACUACGGCAGCUCGUCGAUUAAGGUGAUGGAGGAGUUCCUGCAGAAGUCCUUCUUCUACAAGUACACGAUCAACUACACCGGCACCAUCUUCCAGGUGACCGACCUGGCCGACCUCUGGUACCGAGAGUACUGGCUCGAGCUGGACAAGUGCCUCCAGUUCCCCAUCGAGCUGUCGCUCCCGUGGAUCCUCACCGACCAGAUCCUCGAGUCUGGCAACUCGGCCAUGAUGGAGUUCCUGCUGUACCCGCUCGACCUGUACAACGAUGCGGCCAACAGGGCGCUGUACUCGCUGCACCAGCGGUUCCUGUACGACGAAAUCGAGGCCGAGGUCAACCUGUGCUUCGAUCAGCUCGUCUUCAAGGUCAGCGAACAGAUCUACACCCACUUCAAGAUCCAGGCCUCCAGCCUGCUGUUGGACAAGCCCUACAAGCAGCAGCUCGAGCUCAUCUACAGCGCCGCGCGAUUCCACACGCCCAAGUCGCGCUACUACGUCAUCCUCAAGCAGAGGCACUUCCAGCUGCUGGGUCGCUCGAUCGACCUCAACCACCUGAUCGGUCAGCGCAUGAACAGCAAGCUGAGGCAGAACAUCGACUUUGCCAUCAGCCGUUUCGAGGCCUCCGACAUCACCACCAUCAUCGAGUUGGAGACGCAGCUCAACAACAUCCGACUGAUGCACUCGCUGCUGUCGGAGCACCUCGAGUUGGACAGCUUCGAGGACAUGCUCAACGAGGUCAACGAGAGCACCUCGCUCGUCUCCUUCCACGGCCGUGUCAUCCUCCACGCCAUCUUCGAGCUGGUGUACGACUUCUUCCCGAACUACAACUUCAACUCGAUCACGAACCGGUUCGUGCGCUCGCCGAUCAGGGGCGGCGACGUGCCGCGCGAAUCGAUGCCCAAGCCCAAGAUGCCCUUCAUGUACGGCUCGAAGGCGCUCAACGGCGCCUACGCCAAUGUGUUCCAGCUCCAGCAGCACUUUGUGGGCAUCGACCACUUCAUGUCCCUCAUCCGCGUGCUCGGCCGGACCAACCUGCCGCUGCUCGUCGGCGAGUGCCUCGAGAACUUGAACCUCAAGAUCCAGAACGUGCUGGUGCCCUACGUUCGCGAGCUGUUCGUCGGUAUGCCGCCGUCGACCAAGCUGCCCAUGUUCUUCUACGGUACGGACGGUAACUACGGUUGGUACAAGAUGCAGCUGAAGGACAUGAUCGGCUACGCUGAGCUGAACGAGGCCUUCCGCCACUUCAAGGAGUUUGGCAACACCAUCGUCUUCCUCAACUUGCUCGAGUCCGCUCUGAGCCUGGUGGAGAACCAGCGGUUCGUGCAGACCGCGCCGUUCCUGGGCAUCAACACGGAGAACGUCAACGCGCCGCCGACCGACCAGGACCCCAGCGCCUCCUCCACGGUCUACAUCACCGCCGCCGCCAUCCUGGGUCACCUGGAGGCCCACCCCCACCUCGCCAAGGCUCCUCACAUUCUCAAGGAUUUGCUGGUGCACACGUGGAAGGCGGACAAGUUGUACAGGCCACAGCCGGUGCCUCGUUCGCUGUUCAAGGCCGCUCUCGCGCGCGUCGACGAGAUGGUGGCGCGGGUGAAGGACACGUGGUCGGGCCACAUGCCCGACAACGGUCUCCUGUCGGUCGACCACACCACCGAGUUCUACCGUCUGUGGAGCGCCCUCCAAUUCGUGUUCUGCCUUCCCACGGAGGAGGGCGGCAUGUCGUGUCAGGAGAAGUUCGGUGACGGAUUCGUGUGGGGCGGCAUCACCCUGGUGUACCUCCUCCAGCAGGAGCAGCGCUUCAGGGUGUUCGACUUCUGCUCCCACAUCCUCAACGUCGAGGAGGCCCUGCCCGUCGCCGGCAAUGCCAAGGAUCACACCAUCUUUGCGUUCCUGCCGGUGGCGGGUCAAGUGAGGGACCUGAACCAGCACAUCUUCAGCACCCUGCACGUGUUCCACCCCGUCACCCUCUCCAACAUCCUCAUCCUCCACCCGCCCAAGGAGGAGGUGACCCUGGAGUUCAUCAACCACAACGGACCCAUCGCCUCGGGUGCUUACGACACCACCAUCAGCCAGUCCGGCGACAUCAGUGCGCACCCCUCGUCCGGCCACCACGCGCCGAGCUCGCUGACCCCGCUCAGCUCUGCGCCGUCGUCGGGUUCCGCGCCGAGCCUCUCGCCGCGCAUGGCCGCCGGCGGCCCCCCGCCUCCCUUUGGUGGCGCCCCUUCGCCUCGCGGCCAGCUUCCGCCCCCGCCCGGCAGUGGUCCUUCGCCUCGCGGCUCUCCUUCGCCGCGCGGCGGCCCUCCCCCUCCGCCACUCGCCCGCGACGACGACUACGAGGCGCCUCCUCCGCUGGCUCGCGAUGACUUUGGCGCGUUCGACGAGGAGUACGCGUACAACGACUACAGCAGCCCGCCCCCGUUGCCGCGCGACGAGGAGGUGUUUGACUUUGGCGCGCCGCCGCCCCUGCCGCCCGAUGACUUUGACUACGGCCCGCCCCCGCCGCUGCCCCGCGACGACUUUGGCGCGCCGCCGCCCCUGCCCUACGAUGACUUCGACGCUCCUCCGCCGCUCCCACGAGACUAA